CAAGGGAAGCAGUGCGAGUCUGGACGUGGCAGCUGAAGGAAAUAAAGUGACUUUAAUAAAAUGUAAAGUGACUUUGGCAAUGUGUCAGGACAAGAAGCUGAGUUUUUCCUGAGAAUACAGAGAGGAAAGAGCUUGACAUGUCUCUGCUGUGUGUCAGAGUGAAGAAAGCCAAACUCCAGGGCCCUCCAGGCAAAUUCAAUGCCUACGUGACCCUGAAGGUGCAGAAUGUCAAGAGCACGACCAUCACGGUGCGGGGAGACCAGCCAUGCUGGGAGCAGGACUUCAUGUUUGAGAUCAGCCGCUUGGACCUGGGGCUCAUCGUGGAGGUCUGGAAUAAAGGUCUCAUCUGGGACACCAUGCUGGGGACGGCGUGGAUUCCGCUCAAAAGCAUCUGCCACUCAGAAGAGGAAGGUCCUGGAGAGUGGACGUUUCUGCACUCGGAGGUUCUGAUGAAGGCAGAUGAAAUCUGCGGCACCAAGAACCCGACGCCUCACCAGGUCCUCCUGGACACUCGCUUCGAGCUUCCCUUUGAAAUCCCAGAGGACGAGGCUCGGUACUGGUCCAGCAAACUGGAGAGCAUCAACGCCAUGGGAAUGCACGAUGAGUUCCCGCUGCAGGAUGACGGAGUAGGACACCCUCUACCUUUAGCAGCAUCUCAGUGUUCGUUGGAUGAUCUGGACAGUGCAGUGGACGAUCGUGACAGUGACUACAGGAGUGAAACGAGCAACAGUCUACCACCGCGGUACCACACCACAGCUCAGCCGAACUCCUCUGUACACCAGUACCCAGUGGGACCACGUUUUCAGCAGCACCCAGAUUCCUGCACAGAUUCGGUGCACAGUUUUGAACUGGACUAUAGAGACAAUCAUCCAAGCAGUCCUGCCGGCAGUAGUCAUUUUGGAUCUUCAGGAAACCUCAGUCAAGCCAGUUCUCCAUUAAGUGAGACGGGCCAAGAAAGUGUUAUAGGUUCAGAGCUGAAGGAAACCUAUCACUCAUUCCACAGUACAGGAUAUCGCCCUCCUUCAAAUGGACAACACACAGCCAAUGAACAUAGGUCCUGGGGAGAGGAUGAGGGUUUGAAAUCUUCUCAAGAGAAGGGAAGGCAUGAAAGCAGCACCUUAAAUAAAGACAGUUUUUCUGAAGUGGUGAAGGGGCCGGAAACAUCUCAAAAAAGCCUCCCGGAUGGUGGAUCCAUUUCGUCUGUCUCCGCUUCACGAGUCCGCUGGAUAAAGGCCUUCAACAAAGUGAGACUUCAGCUUGAGGAGAGACGGGAGGAUGGAGACAGUUCCAGACAGGACUGGAUCAAAGCAGGUGGCAGUGGCCUGUUUGGGAUUGACAGCAUGCCGGAUUUGCGGAAAAGGAAACCAAUCCCUCUUGUUAGCGAUGUGGCAGUGGUCCAGGCCAGAAAAGCAGGCAUUGCAUCUGCCAUGGCUUCCCGAGCCUCCAUUAAAGACGAGGAGCUGAAGAACCACGUGUAUAAGAAAACCCUGCAGGCUCUGAUCUAUCCCAUCUCCUGCACGACGCCUCAUAACUUCGAGAUCUGGACGGCGACGACUCCGACGUACUGCUACGAGUGUGAAGGGCUGCUGUGGGGUAUCGCACGCCAGGGCAUGAGAUGUACCGAGUGCGGGGUGAAAUGCCACGAGAAAUGUCAGGAGCUCCUUAACGCAGACUGCCUGCAGCGGGCGGCGGAGAAAAGUUCAAAGCAUGGCGCUGAAGAUCGCACUCAGAACAUCAUCAUGGCCAUGAAGGACCGCAUGAAGAUCAGGGAGAGGAACAAACCUGAGAUCUUCGAGCUCAUCAGGGAUGUGUUCAUGAUCAGCAAACCGGUCCACGCACAGCAGAUGAAGACCAUCAAACAGAGCGUUCUGGACGGGACCUCCAAGUGGUCGGCUAAGAUCAACAUCACCGUGAUGUGUGCACAGGGCCUGCAAGCCAAAGAUAAGACAGGCUCCAGCGACCCUUACGUGACAGUCCAGGUGGGAAAGACGAAGAAGCGCACCAAGACCAUAUACGGCAACUUGAACCCGGUGUGGGAGGAGAAGUUCCACUUUGAAUGCCACAACUCGUCAGAUCGCAUUAAGGUGCGCGUGUGGGACGAAGACGAUGACAUCAAGUCCCGCGUGAAGCAGAGGCUCAAGAGGGAGUCUGACGAUUUCCUGGGACAGAGCAUCAUCGAGGUGCGCACGCUCAGCGGAGAAAUGGACGUCUGGUACAACCUGGAGAAAAGGACCGAUAAGUCCGCGGUGUCUGGUGCUAUCCGUCUUCACAUCAGUGUGGAAAUUAAAGGGGAAGAGAAAGUGGCUCCGUAUCAUGUGCAGUACACCUGUCUACACGAGAACCUGUUCCACCACACCACAGACGUGCUCGGCCAGGGAGCGGUGAAGAUCCCCGACACUCGUGGCGAUGACGCCUGGAAGGUCUACUUUGACGACGUGGCGCAGGAAAUCGUGGACGAGUUCGCAAUGCGUUAUGGGAUCGAGUCCAUCUACCAGGCCAUGACGCACUUUGCGUGUCUUUCGUCGAAGUACAUGUGUCCGGGUGUUCCUGCGGUGAUGAGCACCCUGCUGGCCAACAUCAAUGCCUUCUACGCUCACACCACUGCCUCCACCAACGUCUCCGCCUCUGACCGCUUCUCCGCCUCCAACUUCGGGAAAGAAAAGUUCGUCAAGCUCUUAGACCAGCUGCACAAUUCCUUACGCAUCGAUCUCUCCAUGUACCGCAAUAAUUUCCCUGCUAGCAGUAAGGAUCGUCUGCAGGACCUGAAGUCCACUGUGGAUCUCCUCACUAGCAUCACUUUCUUCAGGAUGAAGGUGCAGGAACUGCAGAGCCCUCCGAGAGCCAGCCAGGUGGUGCGAGACUGUGUGAAAGCCUGCCUGAACUCCACCUACGACUAUAUCUUUAACAACUGCCAAGAGCUGUACAGUCGCCAGUACCAGCCUGUAGGAGAACCGAAUAAAGAAGAAUGUCCUCCAGAAGAACAGGGUCCGAGCAUCAAGAAUCUGGACUUCUGGCCCAAACUUAUCACGCUGAUAGUUUCCAUUAUAGAGGAGGAUCGCAACUCGUACACGCCCGUUCUCAACCAGUUUCCUCAGGAGCUCAACGUAGGGAAGGUGUGUGCCGAGGUGAUGUGGGUUCAGUUUUCACAGGAUAUGAAGUACGCCAUGGAGGAGCACGAGAAGCAUCGUCUGUGUAAGAGUGCUGACUACAUGAACCUGCACUUUAAGGUCAAGUGGCUCUGUAACGAGUAUGUCAAGGAUCUGCCUGCCUUUAAAGAAUCCAUUCCUGAGUACCCCAUGUGGUUCAUGCAGUUCGUGCUGCAGUGGUUGGAUGAAAACGAGGACGUGUCCAUGGAGUUUAUGCAUGGUGCCCUCGAGCGGGACAAGAAGGAUGGCUUCCAGCAGACAUCCGAGCACGCUCUGUUCUCCUGCUCCGUGGUGGACGUGUUCACGCAGCUCAACCAGAGCUUUGAGAUUAUUAAGAAGCUGGAGUGUCCUGACCCCAAAGUCAUGGCUCUCUACAGCCGCCGCUUUGCCAGGACGAUUGCCAAGGUCCUGCUGCAGUACAGUGCCAUUCUGAAGAAGAAUUUCCCGUCCUACUGCGACAAGGAGAAGAUUCCCUGCGUUCUGAUGAACAACGUGCAACAGCUGCGAGUCCAGCUCGAAAAGAUGUUCGAGUCAAUGGGAGCCAAACAGAUGGACACAGAAGCCAGCGACAGCCUGAAUGAGCUCCAGGUGAAGCUGAACAACGUGCUGGAUGAGCUGAGCUCCACGUUUUCAAACACUUUUCAGAGUCGUAUCGAUGAGUGCACUCGGCAGAUGGCGAGUCUGCUCUACCAGAUCAAAGGGCCAGCAAACGCCAACAGCCGUAACCAAGUGGAGGCCGAUUCGGACAACAUGCUCCGCCCACUCAUGGAUUUCCUGGACGCGAAUCUGAUGCUGUUCGCGUCAGUGUGUGAGAAGACGGUUCUGAAGCGUGUCCUGAAGGAGUUGUGGAGGAUCGUGAUGAACAGUGUGGAGAAGACCAUCGUCCUGCCUCAAGGCAACGACAGCUUCGGAAACAUCUUUUCAGCAGCCAAAGAUCUGGGCCAGCUCUCCAAGCUCAAGGAUCACAUGUCUGGGGAAGCCAAAAGCCUGACGCCUAAGCAGUGUGCGGUCAUGGACGUGGCUCUGGACACCAUAAAGCAAUACUUCCAUGCUGGAGGAAACGGGUUGAAGAAGGCCUUCCUGGAGAAGAGCGCAGAGCUCCUGUCACUCCGUCACGCCCUCUCUCUUUAUACACAGACCACAGACACCCUCAUCAAGACCUUCGUCACUACACAGCAUGCCCAGGGCUCAGGUAUAGAGAAGCCAGUGGGAGAGGUGUCCAUACAGAUCGAUCUGUUCACUCAUCCAGGCACAGGAGAGCACAAGGUCACGGUUAAAGUGGUGGCGGCAAACGAUCUGCGGUGGCAGACAUCCGGAAUGUUUCGUCCGUUCGUGGAGGUGACGAUGAUCGGGCCGCACCUCAGCGACAAGAAACGCAAAUUCACAACCAAAUCCAAGAACAACAGCUGGGCGCCGAAAUUCAAUGAAACCUUCCACUUUAUCCUGGGGAACGAGGACGGUCCGGAGUGUUACGAGCUCCAGGUGUGCGUGAAGGACUACUGUUUCGGCCGAGCGGACCGCGUGGUGGGCGUCGCCGUCAUCCAGCUGCGCGACGUGGCUCAAAAAGCGAGCUGCGCCUGCUGGUGUCCUCUGGGCUCGCAGGUGCACAUGGACGACACGGGGCUGACCGUGCUGCGCAUCCUGUCCCAGCGCUCAGGGGACGAGGUGGCCAAGGAGUUUGUCAAGCUCAAAUCUGAAACCCGGUCCGCUGAGGAGGGGAGAUGAGGACUUUAUCUCAGAGAAAAGAUGGACAGGUGUGAUUAUUCUGUAGUACUUGAAGGAUCCGUUUGGAGGACGUCGAGGACAGAGAACGAGUAUGAGAACCUCCUGUCUCCCUAUUCGUCCAGCUUUUCUGUAAUAUAAUCUCUCUCUCUUUCUCUCGUUGCCACAAGUCACAUGACUUUCUUUCUCUGUUCUUUGUCUCCUGUACAUGUGUAUAUACUGUACAAGUGUGUGUGAGUGAAAUAAGCCUCAAACGCCGGGUCCCUGUUUGUAUUGUGCACUUUCUUUUCCACUACCUGCCAUUUCACUGUACCUCGUCUGUAUUAAUGCCUUAUCUUGUCGAAUGUGUCAAAUUUGAAGGACUGUAGAUUUAUUUCUUUAUUACUUUUGAUUAAUUUUUUUGUAUUUAAACAUUUAACAACGUCUUACUUUCUGAGUAUCAGCCCACACAAAGCCAAACCCGACUGAAAACCCUGAUGCGUCUGAUCCCUAACCGUGUGCCUUCUGAGCUGCGUGAGCAGGAGUGUGUGUAUGUUUAAGUGUGUGUGUGUGUUUCAGAUGACCGAUGAUCCUUUUGCUUUCAGUCUCCCUCAUCAGCAGUAUGGAGAGAAUUCUAAGAGCCUUUCAUACAAAUUCAUACAGAGUAAAAUACCAUCAGGUGUGUGCAGUGAGUGGGUUUUAUAUUAAGAUCACUUAAAGGGGCAGUGUGUGUGUGUGUGUGUGUGUGUGUGUGUGUGUGUGUGUGUGUGUGUGUAUGUGUGUGAUUUUUGCAGCCCAUCAGCCAAGUCCAGUGCCACUGUUAAAAAGUGAUAUAUACCACUGCAAAAAAACAACAACAUUUUUUAAAGGUUAUAUUGAAAACUGUAUGAUUUUCUUUUUUUGACUCUUUUUGGUUUUCUUUUGAAACACUGCACCUGCUCUGUUCCACUGUAUUAUGAGAAGCGUUGUUUAUUAAACGAGUGCAAGGGAUUUCACUCUGUGAGAAAGCUCUCCCGCACUCUCACUCUUUCUGUAUAAUGAUUACGAGACGGCCAGUGUUUGAUACGUUUAUUUCCAGUGAGACGUCGUGUUUGUUAAUAAAAUGUGUUAAUGAUUUUAAAAAUAAAUAAAUACAUUUAAAAAAAAUGCCAAAUGAAUAAAAUGUGUGAG
Messenger RNA from Clarias gariepinus (North African catfish), 6017 nucleotides. It is a transcript of the gene unc13bb, whose product is annotated as unc-13 homolog Bb (C. elegans). The transcript has 39 exons. Gene Ontology annotation, cellular component: neuromuscular junction; synaptic vesicle membrane; presynaptic active zone cytoplasmic component. The record is from RefSeq and is a predicted model, not a curated record. Gene Ontology annotation, molecular function: calmodulin binding; calcium ion binding; syntaxin-1 binding. Gene Ontology annotation, biological process: neuromuscular junction development; synaptic vesicle maturation; presynaptic dense core vesicle exocytosis. NCBI's taxonomy places the organism in Eukaryota, Metazoa, Chordata, Actinopteri, Siluriformes, Clariidae. The coding region runs from base 138 to 4871 and encodes 1577 amino acids.